AUGCCAAGAACGCACGAGGAGAAACCACCAAUUACUGCCGAGGUGAGUGAGACGAGCAACGGUGAGGAGAGCAAAGGUGAGGAUGGUGAGAACGGUGAGAACGGCGAGGACGGUGAGAAAAUUGGAAGUGCGUCGGCUGAACAAGGUACGGAACAAGCGACAGUAAUUGAGGCUCUCGAAUCAAGUAAAAGUAAACCCCAGAUUACAAAAGUCGAGAAAGUCGAACCCAGAGUUGACGCUCUCCGUAUCGAUUACGGGAUCGAGAGAUUAUUGAGGAGGGCUGGUAAAAAGGUGAGAAAUGGGUCAGAUUUACCAGAUGAUGGCUAUGAUUUAGAUGAGGAUAAGGAAUUAGAGGCGAGAAUUGAGAACCUUCUCAAAAGACAAUGGGAAAAUUUAAGACGAGAAGAACAGAGUCAAAGUAGUGACAGCACUGGAAAUAGCACUGCUAAAGAAGUUGUUGAAGUUGCUGGACCUUCAGUUAAACGAGACUACAAAUUAAAUAUUAGCACUAGAUAUGAACACUUCUAUGACUAUUCCAAGUCAGAAGUGAGAACUCACACACUCCUGCAUGUCUUAGAUAGUAUUAUAGAAUUCAGUAGAGAUCAAAAGCCUUUCGAUGAGCAUAAAUUUAAGGAAGAAGUGUCAAGGAAACAGUCUGGAGAGGGGAUCAGUGAGGUGAGAGCUGCGAACCUCACCGGAUUUAAGGAGAGAUAUUUCGAGUGCGAGGACUAUGGGCACCUCGGCCGAAACUGCCCAGGCAAGGGUACGGGCAGACUGUGUGACGGCUGUAAAGGCUACGGAAAUAUAAUUAAGGAAUGCCCGAACUCAAGUGAGACAAACAACAAGCCAAAAUUUAACGUAAGACACACAAAUUCGCGGGGAAGUAGUUUUCGUGGAUUUGGGCGUGGUGGUGGGUCAUUGAAGAGAAGGUCAAUUGGUUCAGGUGCAAAUGAUCCAAAAGGCGUGAAAAAGGGGAAAUAUUACAACCUGAAGGGCAAAGAAGACAACCAGUACUCGAAGCCCAAGACCAGUACAAAGUCUAAUAAGGAGGGCUCAAGCAAAACCUCGGGAGGAGACAACAAAUAG
This is a messenger RNA of Diachasma alloeum, 1086 nucleotides long. RefSeq lists its product as uncharacterized. Bases 1 to 1086 code for a protein of 361 amino acids. The transcript has 3 exons. Lineage: Eukaryota; Metazoa; Arthropoda; Insecta; Hymenoptera; Braconidae. The record is from RefSeq and is a predicted model, not a curated record. Gene Ontology annotation, molecular function: zinc ion binding; nucleic acid binding.